AUGUUUUCGUUGUUUUAUGGGCUCUGGAAAUAUAUGUUCAGUAAGACAGAGUUUCAUGUACUCAUUCUUGGAAUCGACAAGGCUGGGAAAACGACUUUGCUCGAGAAGUUGAAAUCACUUUACUCAAACUUGGAAGGUCUCCCUCCUGAUCGAAUUGUUCCAACUGUGGGACUUAAUAUUGGUCGUAUUGAAGCAUCAAAUACCAAACUUGUGUUCUGGGAUCUGGGAGGUCAGCCUGGUCUUCGCUCAAUCUGGGAAAAAUAUUAUGAAGAAGCACAUGCCGUGGUCUAUGUAAUUGAUGCCACUUGUCCAUCACGUUUUGAAGAUUCAAAAUCUGCAUUGGAAAAAGUUCUUCGGCAUGAGGAUUUGCAAGGAGCUCCUCUAUUGAUUUUGGCCAACAAGCAGGAUCUUGCUGAUAGUGUAUCAGCUGAGGAACUUGCUCGAUAUCUAGAUCUUAAAAAGUUGGAUGAAAGGGUUUAUAUGUUUGAAGCCGUUUCAGCAUAUGAUGGGAUGGGGAUUAAAGAAAGUGUGGAGUGGUUGGUGGAGGUAAUGGAGAGAAGCAAGAGAACUGAAAUGUUAAGAGCCCGUGCAGGAGCAACAGGCCCUGCUUCUAACUAG
Messenger RNA from Prunus armeniaca (apricot), 618 nucleotides. Lineage: Eukaryota; Viridiplantae; Streptophyta; Magnoliopsida; Rosales; Rosaceae. The record is from the annotation of a GenBank genome assembly.